Psilocybe cubensis is the source of this 636-nucleotide messenger RNA. RefSeq lists its product as uncharacterized. The coding region runs from base 1 to 636 and encodes 211 amino acids. The transcript has 5 exons. The record is from RefSeq and is a predicted model, not a curated record. NCBI's taxonomy places the organism in Eukaryota, Fungi, Basidiomycota, Agaricomycetes, Agaricales, Agrocybaceae.
AUGAUUUUAAAAGAGGAACAGGAUUCCACGCAUGGAACAUCAGAAUUAUCGUCGACCGAAGACUCCCCAACGAACUCGAUAAAGAUUUUUGACUCUGAAUCAGAAAACAGCUCCACAACCCACUCAUCACUCAGAGUAGAAAACCCGUUACCACCAGUCCCACUGCCAGCGCUGAAUCCUCCUCGUUACAGCAUUUUACAACAACAGCGCCAACUGCCUCUGCCUCAAUCUGUCAGGUAUACCUUUAUGCCACAAACAAACCCAGCAAAUAGCAUGAUUAUGAAACCUAUGGAUAACCAUAACCUACCAUCUUUCUACAUCUCGAUCAACUUGAAUUGCUUUGUCGGCUUUUCAUGCAUCACAACAAUCAGAAAGGAGGGAUGGCAUGGAGAAAUCAUUGGAGAUUUUGAGUUGAAUGUCCAUGGUAAACGAAAGCACGGAACAGUGUCUCUUUUCGGAUACGAACGGAUCCUGGACGAUGUUUUUGGUGUCACGUCUAAGGUGUUCCGCGCAGGGACGUACCACUGGUAUGGACAAAAUCGGUUUGGUAACAGUAAAACGACGUCAAAUCUGCGCUGGGAAGAAUUUUCCGCUGAGGAUUCUCCUUAUACAACCUUAUCGGUAAUGACUUUGUAA